Molecule: messenger RNA, 2682 nt
Organism: Danio aesculapii
Lineage: Eukaryota; Metazoa; Chordata; Actinopteri; Cypriniformes; Danionidae
Gene: rhobtb3
Product: Rho related BTB domain containing 3
Exons: 12
Coding region: 823-2682 (619 amino acids)
Biological process (GO): proteasome-mediated ubiquitin-dependent protein catabolic process; regulation of proteolysis
Cellular component (GO): cytoplasm
Molecular function (GO): ubiquitin protein ligase binding
Source: RefSeq, a predicted model, not a curated record
CACCCAGCGGACCUCCGGGUGCCCCAGGGGCCCCUAGCACGUCUCGGCUCAGGCAUGGCACUGGGCUCUUUUGACUUUGGCAAGUGCUCUGAAGGACUGGGGGGGCUCCCAGGGGCCCAGAUCUAAUGUGUUUUGCACCAGCGAGCGCCAUAUUCUGGAGAAAAUCCGUCAGUGUAGUUGCUUUUGCACUUGACUGAGCUUGCAGUGAGAUUGCAUUUUAUUUCUCGCGAAUAACGGGUUGGAUUCAGUAGUUUCACGUAUUAAUGACUGAAAGUGCCAUUGGUUUGAGGAAAGGAGCCAGCAGAGGCAGAGCAGCCCGUGUGCGCAGCCCAUGUGCGCGGUGUGGAGCAGCGAGUGUCCGCGUCCGUCCGUCCGAGCGUUUGCUGAGUCAGGAGGCAGUGGCACCACCGCUCGCUCGGGUCUUUCUUGUUUUCCUAGCUAUUCUUAUCUCGUUGACCCAUGAGCUUUGACGUUUUGUUCAAGUGACGUCUGGUUUCAGCGCUCGGAUCGUGCCAUGCGUCCCGGGAAGCACCGGAUCCCUGUUUUUUCGCUGGAGUAUGAACUUGUUCCCUCUAGCGCAGGAUCCGCUGGAUCUUUUCCGCCUGAAUGUGUGUGUUUACUGUCGGAUCGCUGCGCACCUGACACUCUUUGACUUCCACGGCGCGUGUUUAAUGAAUGAACCGCUGGGUUUUUUUUCAUCGAGCUGAGGGAUUGUACCGUGUCCGACCUUCAUUGCGGAAAAACAGCCGGAGACUGAUGUGAAAGCCCGCCGCUGAAGUACGUGCUCCGCGAGCCUUGAUCCAGCGCGCGGCUGUUGUGAUCAUGUCUGUCCACAUAGUGGCCUUGGGUAGUGAGUGUCCCGGGGGUGUCGGGCCUGGGGAUGAGACGACCAGCUCGGGACAGAUACAGGGUGGCCUGUUGUGGAGCUACCUGGGCCACGGUGCUCGAGAGCUAGAUCCAAACUCCAUGACACCAUCAAGGCAUCCCUUAAACCCUGCAUUUAUGGAGUACCAGUCUAGAGUAAUGGGGGAUGUCAGAGUGAUGGUGCGGGAUUGUCCCAGCUGGGACAUUUUGGACAGUGACUGGGCGAACGUGAGGAGCAUUCUGGAGCAGGCCGACAUCGUGGUCAUUAAAUACUCGGUAAACGACAAACUGGCCUUUCAGCAGGUCCGAAAUGGCUACGCCCCAAGACUUCGGCCUCUUCUCCGACAUUGGGGUGUUCCUGUGAUUCUGGUAGCGGUGGGUGCGAGGCUUAACGAUGAAGGUCCGCCGUGCACAUGUCCUCUGUGUGCGUCCGACUGGAGCAGCUGUGUGCCCCACAGCGAGGGGCUCCAGCUGUCCAGGGACCUCGGGGCCACGUACCUGGAGCUGCCCUCUCUAAACAAUUUUUUUGUGGGUCGUUACUUCGGCAGUGUGCUGGAAUACUUCAUGAUUCAGUGUCUGAAGCAGAAAGCCAAAGAGCGGCCAGACAAAAGGCGGGGUCACCGACUAAACGAGCCCCGCCCCCCUCAUUUGGACCAGCCAGCUCGUCUCCCGCCAGUAAGAGUAGAGGAGUCCAGCUUCUCCCAGGACCUGCAGUGGCUCCUGGAACGUGGCGUUCAGUUCGCAGACGUGGCUUUUUACGCUGGGGAGUCUGGGAAGGAGCUGGGCUGGGCUCACGCAUCCGUCUUAUGUGCUGUAAGCCCGUAUUUCAGGCAGCUGCUGGUUGGACGGCAGGCUUGGGAGCGACCUGUGUCUCGCUGCACCUGCCGGGACAGAGACGGCCCUCAUUCGCUUCUGUCCACCUGGGACGGAGGUGUGGAUGAUCUGCCUCGAGCAGAUGGGCAUCCGCCGGGACACCUUUCUCGGCUGGUGGUGAAGGACCCGCUGCUGUGUUUGUGCCUGUGGGAGACGUUAAUGUUUCUGUAUAGAGGGGCCUGGGAAUGGGAAUACCUGGAGGAAGCCAUCGCUGAAAAACUGAAGAACCCUAUGGCCGUGGCUCAACUGAUGGAAAGAAUGCGCUCGUUCGUCGGGAGAGAAAAGGCCCCCAGGGACACGCCCACACCUCGCUCUCAACAAGGUCCUAUGACACUGGGAAGUCUCUUCAAUUCCCCUCUGUAUUCUGAUGUCAUCUUUAUGGUGCAAGGAAGUGUGUUGCCAGCACACAGAGCUGUACUUGUGGCCCGCUGUGAUGUCAUGGCUGCCAUGUUUAGUGGGAAGUAUGCGGAAGCACGAAGUCGUGUGGUGCCAAUCCACGGAGUCUCCUCUGACACCUUUCUAGCUUUCCUAGAGUACCUCUACACUGACACCUGCUGUCCAGCCAGUGUGCUGCAGGCCAUGGCUAUUCUGGUAUGCGCAGAGAUGUACCAGGUGAAGCGUCUGCAGCACCUGUGUGAGGUGUGUGUGUGCGCGUAUCUUCAGAGCAUGCCCAGUCGAGAGCUUGCGUCUACAGGCAUCAGCGUCAUUCGCUUACUGAGGAGAGCAAAGUGUCAUAACGCUGACCAGCUAUACGUCUGGCUCCUCCACUUCAUUGCCAAUAACUACCUGAUCUUCAGCCACAAGCCUGACUUCCUGGAGUUAUCAGACGAGGAGCGUGAGCAGGUGGAGCGUCUGCGCUGGCCCUCCAGAGGUUACCUGCAGGAGCUCAGCGAGUACCAGCAGCGCAGACGGCAGAUCCGCAAGUCUCGCUGCAGCAUCAUGUGA